AUGAAGCAACCUAAAGUGUACAAAAUUGUUGUUUUGGCCAACGGAUCCUACGAAUACAGUGCCCGAGUGUCAUUCACGACCAUUGAUGAGCUUUUGUACAGCGGAACACACGCUUUACGAUUGGCCUCAAUUGCACGGCGUGCUUACUUGCCGGGCGGAGAAUUGGUGCAUUCAAUAAAGCAACUUCGAAAAGAAAAGUAUGUGUUCCUCACUUGUGGCGAACCAUUCAAAGAUCCCAGACAGUUAGCAGAAGAGUUUGAACGGCUUCGUGAACGUUGUACUUGGUCUUUGACUGGCAUCCAGUUUCCAGCAGACCGUUCGGUUCAAACGACACAGUUUCGUAUCUCAAAGCGCUUCCAGAAACUGAACUAUCGAUACGGAUACAGAAUUCUUGCAUUCAAAAAUGGUAGCUCCGCUGAAGAAUAUGAAGUUGUGGUUGAAUCGGGAGAAUUUGACGCGGAUAGAUACUGCGUCAUCGACGCGUCAAGCAAAGCGGUCACAUCGCUCAGACAUAAACAUGUUUGCCUGUUCAAACGUGAUAAUUCGGGUGCGUGGUGGAGUGAUGGUGACACGUUAGCCUCGCAUUUCGAAUGUCCGGAGCUCAACCUCGGUAUUGCUGUACCAAAGUUUGAUCGGAUUUUCGCGACUGAAGAGGCACAAGUGCACCCGAGCUACCAUCUUCUGGGACCCGUUUGGAUUUCCAAGGGCGAGAGCUUGAGUCCAUCUGGAGUGCACGGUUACCUACAGAGGUGCAUCGCGUCUCUGAGCCCAAAAAUAUCAGCAUUGAAAGACCGUAAAGAACAGUUGGAAAAUACCAGAGAUGGCAACCAUGAGCAUGUCAGAAAUAAAGCGAUCUUGUCGAUGAAAGCCCAAGAACUCGAUGACGAAAUACAGAAAGCUUCAGAACAAUUAGACGAAUCCACAGCAUCGUUUAACACGCUAAAAGCAAUGCAGGCGCAACUAUCCGAGGAUGUAGAACGGGAAAGAGUUGAAGGCUGUCACUUCACGAUGCGCCACAUAAACAAAAUAGACGCAAAUAAUCCGCUGGCCGAACAGCCCUGCCUCAAACUCAAGGUGGCUGUAAUUGAAGGGCAGGAGAAAUCGGAUUUCUUUGAUGUGUUUUUCAAUAUUCAACGUGCAAGUAGAGGGGUCAAGGAUCCAAAGGUUGUUCUUCACAGGUUACUGGAACAGAUAUCUCAAACAAUAAACAGAGUUAACUCCCAGGCGACACAAAAUAAAAGAUCGCUCAGGCGUUUAUUUUUCGCGGAUGGUAGAGAAGUCAGAGAGGUCAAGCACCUCCACGAUGAUGAUACACUUCUAGCCUCAUUUGGACAAGUGGAUAUGCAACCAAAAGAUUAUUCUCUGCAACUACACUUUAUGAAAAUUUUUCGAGAAGCUAAUGGAAACCUGACAUUCAAAUCUGCGACAUCUGAAGAGAUAAGUUCACGCAUCUGGUUGCCUAAGGAAAGUCUUGUGUACGAAGAACAGUUUGAACAUGUAUACGGCGGUCAGUAUGGAGUAAAACUUGAUAAAGAAGACGGAGUGGAGAAAACAUCUUCAGAGUACCUUAGUGGGCUGACCCUGUUACAGUCUCAACUGGUUUGUAUUGUCAAACAGGAUGAGGAACGCCUCUUGUUGGUUCCCAUGUUGGAAGUCGGACCAAGUCAAGAAGAAACCACAAGAAGGACCGGUUCUGUUUUGCAACUCUGGUCACUAGAUAAAUCUGGGCAAAUCAAACCAAAAUGGUGUCCAGUUAAUCUCGCGCUGGGGCUCCCCAAAAACGCUAUCAAAAUCGCUGGUACAGUCAACUGUGACAGUAUGUCGAGCGCAAAAUCCAGAGCUAGCACGGUAGAAGAUAUUGUGACUGGGUUUCGCGUGGUUUUAUUGGAACAAGAUGAUGAGGACAAGUUUCAGUUAUGGCGUUUCUCAACAGAUGGUUAUGUACAUAACCAGGGUGACGAAUCAUUAGUCUUGACUUGUUUGUACAAAUGUGAACAGAAGUCAAGUGAGGGGAACAUCGGAGCUUUCUGUUUCAUUGCCGCAUGCCACAUUCUGGAUCGAUCACAGGAUAGCUGUCAGCGUUGGGGAAUUAAACAAAAACGGUGGAGUACGUUUGGUCAGUGGCGCUUCUCGAAAGUGGCUAAUCCGGAGUGGCACAAGCUUGCGCUAACUUGGCCUGUAGAUCGUGAAGGGGAAGUAAAUGAAGCGCUCAUCUGGCCAGUUGAAGGCUAUCUAACGCCGUUUGCGCCUCCUCUGGAUCAAAGAAGUUCAUAUGCUGGCGGAAGUAACCCAAAGAGGCUUCGUGUACUGCGGAAUGGAGAUGCUAUCGUGACCAACGCUGUAUAUGUCACUGGACCAAAGGUCGUUCGGAAAGGUAAAGUCCAGAGCCAUCAUGAGAGGGUGGGAGGAGAAGGAAAGACCAAGGGUAACCUAAAGUCUUCCAGAGUCGGAUCGGGAGAAAUCAACCAAAACGAAAGAAGGCCACCUGUUGCUAGUGUGGAAUUCACAACAUUCCUGGACAGUUGCACAACAGCCCUUCGUUUGGUUUCCGCAGCCCGGCGAUUGUUUGAUCAAGAAGGGAAUGAACACUUUACUCUUGAGAACUUACCACGGGACACACUAGUGCACGUCUCCUGUGGUGAGCCAUUUAUCAAUAUCUGGCAAACGCAACAAGAGGCCAAAUUACGCAACUUUUUCUCUUCUGUACACACUAUUGUAAAACGAGCAGAAAUGUAUGUAGAACAUCUGAAGGAAAUGGAGAGAGAGUGGGUUCUGACACUUAGCCCUCGCUUGAUUGAAGGCGCUGUAAUCGUCCUUCAAAAACUUGCGCCAGUAGCAGUUCACAGAGCUGAUGAAAACACAGAGCUACGUAAAGGGAAACAAAUGCUUUCUCGUACUACGAACGUGGGUCCCGAAGUGGAUCAGAAAUCCGUAGAAAAAACAGAAGCUCCAGCAAGAAACGUCGCAACCACUUCUAAAACAAGCUCAUUAUCGUCAAACAGCCGUCUGCAGAGAUUUGGACUACGCUACGGCGGGGUCUUAUAUCCGCUGGGGGAACCAAAUCUAGCCCUAACAAUGAUGAAGGGUGCCGGUGAUGAUCCGGUUAUUCAGCUCAAAAGAUUACGCUACGGUGAAGAGACGCAACAAUUUCGGAUUACACAAGAUGGGUUUAUUCGUUGUGGCAAAUACGUCCUCUGUCUUGAAUGUCCCGAUAACGGUUGGUCUGAGGGUUUCACCAACUGCGGUUUUGCCAUGGUGGACCCGGAGUAUGCACGAUUUGGAAGAGCUCUCCAAAUGUUUCAAUACGAUCAUCAAAGUGGCCUCAUCUAUGCAUUUUCAACCAGCAUGUUGGAUCGUGAAAUCACGGUGGCCAAUAUGAAUAAAUUGUGUACCAGUGCAGUGAUUUCGCUACCCAUUGAACAACCCGGAUUUAAAGUCACAGCUGGCGUCAAACGAGAUAUGGGCAAGAAAUCGAAGCUAAAUGAAGGGCAUCCACUGAAUGGUGCAUACGUUUGUCCAUCCUGUUCAAAUUCUCUUCUCGGACAAUUCAAAUUAACGCCUGUAGAGAAAGGAGAGAGCUUCGUUUGUGCCUUUUCAAAGCCUAGUGAAUACAAAACAAGUGAGCCUGGAUCUCUUGGACUGCUUCAGGGUGGAUGUUUGGAUUUAUCCACAUUCGAGGCCAGAUACAACGUGAGUCACUGGUCCAGCUUGGCCUCAGUAGACACACAUGAUAUAAAGAAAAUGAAGCAGGCACGAACACGUCUACUGCAUGCCAUAGAACACGAACCAAAGAUUGAUUCGCUCAGAUUGCUCGUCUACAACAACGGUGAUGCACGUUUGCUGGCACCGGUACUUUGCAUUGGAUCAUCCAUACAAGGAGUAAGUUGGAGCAGCCUAUAA
Messenger RNA from Opisthorchis viverrini, 3900 nucleotides. RefSeq lists its product as hypothetical. Gene Ontology annotation, biological process: intracellular signal transduction; regulation of mitotic cytokinesis. NCBI's taxonomy places the organism in Eukaryota, Metazoa, Platyhelminthes, Trematoda, Opisthorchiida, Opisthorchiidae. Gene Ontology annotation, molecular function: microtubule binding. Bases 1 to 3900 code for a protein of 1299 amino acids. The record is from RefSeq and is a predicted model, not a curated record. The transcript has 25 exons.